This is a messenger RNA of Notolabrus celidotus (New Zealand spotty), 1695 nucleotides long. Its product is annotated as phosphatidylinositol transfer protein alpha isoform-like. The record is from RefSeq and is a predicted model, not a curated record. Gene Ontology annotation, molecular function: phosphatidylcholine binding; phosphatidylinositol binding; phosphatidylinositol transfer activity. NCBI's taxonomy places the organism in Eukaryota, Metazoa, Chordata, Actinopteri, Labriformes, Labridae. The transcript has 12 exons. Gene Ontology annotation, biological process: phospholipid transport. The coding region runs from base 209 to 1021 and encodes 270 amino acids. Gene Ontology annotation, cellular component: cytoplasm.
CCCAGUUACCUGAAACUAAAGGUGGGAGUCUCCUCCUCCUCCUCUGGACGCCGCGCCCCUUCACUCACACACGGCAUCUUCCAGGAAGAAACCCCGGAGAGAGAAGCGUCCAGGGCCGGUGAAUGAGUCUGUCAGCUGUAAAAAGGAUUUCCCUCAAGUUUAUAUUAUCUCUCUUUUAUCCCGCUGAGCUGUCGGAGGAAUACUCAACAUGCUGAUCAAAGAGUUCCGGAUCGUGCUGCCUGUUUCAGUGGAGGAGUACCAAGUGGGUCAGCUGUACGCCGUAGCAGAGGCCAGUAAGAAUGAGACGGGCGGAGGAGAAGGUGUGGAGGUGAUCAAGAACGAGCCCUAUGAGAAGGAUGGAGAGAAAGGACAGUACACCCACAAGAUCUACCACUUGAAGAGUAAAGUUCCAGCUAUACUCAGUAAGAUCGCUCCUCAAGGAGCGCUCAGUGUUCACGAGAAGGCCUGGAACGCGUAUCCUUACUGCAGAACCAUCCUGACGAGCGAGUACAUGAAAGAAAAUUUUGAGAUUAAGAUUGAGACGUGGCACAAGCCUGAUAUGGGGAAUGAGGAAAACGUUCAUGGUCUGGACGAGGCGACAUGGAAAACAGUAAAAGUAGAAGUCAUUGACAUCGCCGACAGAAGUGUUGUGAGCCAAAAGGACUACAAAGAAGAAGAGGAUCCAGCCAAAUUUAAGUCAGAGAAGACCGGACGGGGGCCUCUGGGACCCAACUGGAAGAGCGAACUCGCCUCAGACAGCAGCUGUCCACACAUGUGCGCCUAUAAGCUUGUCACCGUUAAAUUCAAGUGGUCGGUGAUCGGUGGCACCGUGGAGAACCUGAUUCAGAAGACGGAGAAACGCUUGUUCACCAACUUCCACAGACAGCUGUUCUGCUGGAUCGACAGAUGGUACAAUCUGUCCAUGGACGACAUUCGACAAAUGGAGGAGGCCACGAAGAAGGAGCUGGAUGAGAUGAGGGAAAAGGGAGAAGUCAGAGGCAUGGGUGGUGAGGAUAAAUGAUGACAGCCGACCACAGUCACUCUGACUGGGAGGAUGUGGCUUCACUCAGCAGGGUCGGACUCGUCUCCUGUCACACUGGACCAAGACCAACUGGAUGGGCAUAAUCAGGAACACCUCACUUCCACUCCAAUAAAAUCUGCUCUUAAUAAGAGCUCCUUGUUGUGUAUUGAUACGACAUUUGAACUCCAUCAGCUUUUAGUGUUUUUUAAGAGGCAGGUGUGAGGUGGGGAUCAGUUUCUGGAUGUUUCUGUUUGUGUCGGUUCUUUUACAAUUUACUACAUUAGGGAAAAGGAGUGGGUUGUCUCUGAAGGAACAUUUCUGAUCACUGUUAUCCUUUAUAGCAGUCUCAUGGCAUCUGUUCUUUGACUUGAUUGUAUAUAUGACAGUUUUUGGUGAUUCAUUGUUAGUUUAUAUCCAUCAGCAUCUGCAAGAAACUCCAGGGUUACCGAGAUCGAAUGAUAUGAUAGGAUUCAGUGCUGUUUGAAGAACCUGUCAGUUCCCUGAUUGUGCACUUGAAUAAUCUGGUAAUCUUAGUCUGAUGAGGGACUUCUGUCUCAGUAAAGUGUGCCCUGCAUCACUGUAAAUCGAGUCCUUUAUUAAAAGAAAUGACCUGCAGUAUAAUGUAAUGAGUAUAUGAUUGUGUAGUUUAUUAAAGACAAUAUAUUUGUUCCUUA